UCCGAGCCACGACGACCUGACCUACAACGUCGACGUCAUCACGCGGACAUACCCUCAGCUGCAGCCUGAUUUGCCAGCAGAUCGAAGCGCAGACAGUGCAAGACACCACACAAAGAUGGGCAUCGACCUCGGACCACCGUUUGGUGACGUGGGCUCGAUCGGCUUUGGAACGAUGGGUCUCACUUGGCGAGGUACACCUGCGACAGACGAGGAAUCCUUUCCUGUCAUCAAGAAAGCCAUUGAUGCCGGGCUGAAAUAUCUCAAUGCGGGCGUCUUUUACGGCCCGCCUGAUGACAUCCAUGCUAACCUGAAGAUGCUGGGACGCUUCUUCGACAAGUACCCCGAAUAUGUCUCGAAGUCCUUUAUCAGCGUCAAGGGCGGUCUCAAUGGGAUGAAGCCAGACUCCUCAGACUCGCGGCUGAGGCAGGACAUCGAGCUCUCCAACAAGUUGCUGGGCAAGGCACACGUCAAUCUCUUUGAAUGCGCUCGUGUGGACCAGUCACGACCGAUCGAGGAGACCAUGAAAGCGCUCAGCGACCUCGUCAAAGAAGGCCUGAUCGACUAUAUCGGUCUCUCAGAAUGCAAAGCAGAGACGAUCAGGCGAGCACAUGCCGUACACCCUGUGGCCGUCGUCGAGGUCGAAUUCUCGCCAUGGGAAAUGACGAUUAUCGACAAUGGCGUGUUGAGCACUUGCGAAGAGCUCGGCAUCCCCAUCGCGCCAUACUCUCCGCUCGGCAAGGGAAUGCUAGGCGGUCGCAUCAAGAGUCUGAAGGAUAUUCCGGCAGGCGAUGUGCGGCUGCACCAGGAUCGAUUCGCAAACGAAGACAUCUUCAGCAAGAAUCUCAAACUCGCUCAGACUUUUGCCGAUCUUGCAAAAUCUCUCAAGCUCGCGCCCGCCACGCUCGCACUCGCUUGGGCAAAGACGAGAUACGACAAGCUCUUGCCGUUGCCAGGCACGACCCGCGUAGAGGCGGUCGAGGAGCUCGCAGCGGCUGCAAAUGUCAACUUCGAUCCCGAAGAUCUCAAGAAGAUCAACCAGUCCAUUGAGAACGCCCAGCCUCAUGGGGAACGCUACAUGGCCGCCGCGAGGGGCUCGUUAUGGGGCUGAUCGUUCGCAUGCUACUUUGCGGAGUCCGUAUGUCUAUUUGCCUGUCAUCAUCACCAUUGAAGUACCCAGCACUCAUACCUGAUCAAUUCAAU
Messenger RNA from Mixia osmundae IAM 14324, 1200 nucleotides. RefSeq lists its product as uncharacterized. The record is from RefSeq and is a predicted model, not a curated record. Gene Ontology annotation, cellular component: cytoplasm. NCBI's taxonomy places the organism in Eukaryota, Fungi, Basidiomycota, Mixiomycetes, Mixiales, Mixiaceae. The transcript is spliced from 5 exons. Bases 116 to 1108 code for a protein of 330 amino acids.